GAUUAGAUAUAUAGCUUUAGAGUCCUUAGAUAGCUAUUGAUAUAUAUAUAUAUAUUCACCAUAAUAACUUAUACGAAAUUCAUGAACCAAUAUGAAAUUUAUUGACGAAAUAGAUAUUGAAUUAGUAAAUCAAGAACUUAAUUUUAAUUCUCAAGAUAAUAGUUUGGUGAUAAAGGGUGGAUGCGAUUUAUUCACAACUAAACCAAUAGGUUCAGAUAGAAAGUUAUUUAAGACCAUCGAUAAACAUUUGGAUCAAAUAAUAGAAGAUAAUCAAUUAUCAAGAUCUAUUGAAUGGGAAAGAAAGAAUUCAGUUCACUCAUUAAUCGGUAGUAGCGCUUCACCACCCAACGUGCCCGGAGCUUUAUCGGGAAGGAGAGAUAGUUAUUCAACCAUUACGGAAAGAGAUAGAAGACAAAGUAGUACUAGUAGUACUAUAUCAAGGCCGUCAUUUUCAAUAUCGAAUCCAGAAAAUAUCAACAUUAGUUUGAAUUUAGAUCAAUCAUUUGAAUACGAUCCAUAUCAACAACCAAUCGAUGAAUCACCAUUUGGACCAUUGAAAAAUGUUACUACUAGAAAAACUUUUGCUUAUUUGAUUGCCAUUUUAAAUACUACAUUCCCAGAUCAUGAUUUUUCAAACUUACAACCAACUACUGAAAAUUUCCAUCGAAUUCAUAAUCCAGAGGACUUGGUUCACAAAUUCAAUAAUAUUAUGAUUUCAUUGGGUAAAAAAGAAGAUAUCUUAAAUUGGAUAUGGGAUACUAUUAAUGUUUAUAUGGAUGUACAAAAUGUUCGAAAUUCUCCUUCUUUAUCUGCCCAAUCAGGAGGUCCAGUAUCUACUAGCAGAAAGAAUAGUUUUAACAACAAUAAUUUACAUCCUUAUUCGAGGAAUGGAUCUACAGUAAAUGGUUCGAAUAAUGCUAAUAACAAUAAUAAUAGCAGUAAUAAUUCUCCACCUGCAAGUUUUAAUCCAGAAAUAUGUCAAAUAUAUCAAUUUCAACCAAGUGAUGAAUCUAUUUUAGAAGAUUUGAAUUACCCUUAUCAAACUAUGUGGUCUAACUAUUGGUUUAUUUAUAAUAAAAAGAAAAAAAGAGUUGCUUUUAUAUAUUUAACUGCUAUUAAUCUGUUACAUUAUUCAAGUAUAAAUAACAGUACGAUUAAAACCAAUGGAAAUAACAGGAAUGAUAAAGAGAUUAUACAUCAUGAAGAUGAUGAAGAAGAUGUCGAUGUAACGUACGAUGAUGAAGAAGUAAUACUAGAUGAUGAAGGAGAUGAAGAUUUUGAAGUAGAGGACAAUGAUGUGAUGGGUGAUAUAGAAAUUUGA
Scheffersomyces amazonensis is the source of this 1321-nucleotide messenger RNA. RefSeq names its product RNA polymerase III-inhibiting protein (gene MAF1). Gene Ontology annotation, molecular function: RNA polymerase III core binding. The transcript has 3 exons. Bases 92 to 1321 code for a protein of 409 amino acids. Lineage: Eukaryota; Fungi; Ascomycota; Pichiomycetes; Serinales; Debaryomycetaceae. Gene Ontology annotation, biological process: negative regulation of transcription by RNA polymerase III. The record is from RefSeq and is a predicted model, not a curated record. Gene Ontology annotation, cellular component: nucleus.